AUGGAACUGCUGCUUUUAGUAGUCCUUGCAACUGAUCACAGACUGAAUCCCAGAAUCUGCCACAGUUACUCUUCGUGUUUCUACUCCUGGCAUCCAACUUGCAGAGAUGUCCCACAGCCAUAUCCUAUCAUUUGUGGUGCUGCAAGAAGAGGGUCCUGGAGCGCCGGCCCUGGCUUCGAGGGCGAGCUGCGCGUCUACGCGGUGCGGAGGCUGCCCGAGCUGCUGACCGAGCGCCAGCUGUCCCUGGGCACCCUCAACAAGGUGUUCGCGUCGCAGUGGCUGAACGCCAGGCAGGUGGUGUGCGGCACCAAGUGUAACACUCUCUUCGUGCUGGAUGUGCAGUCGGGACAGAUCACGCGCAUCCCCCUGUUGCAGGACAGGGGGCCUGGGCCGGCCCGGGCCCAGCCGGGCUGCGGCAUCUACGCCAUCGAGCUCAAUCCUUCCCAGACGCUUCUGGCCACUGGGGGCAAAAACCCCAACAGCCUGGCCAUCUACCAGCUGCCCACCCUGGACCCUGUGUGUCUCGGCGACCGCCACGGCCACAAGGACUGGAUCUUCUCCAUCGCCUGGGUGAGCGACACCGUGGCUGUGAGUGGCUCCCGCGACGGCACCGUGGCGCUGUGGAGGGUGGACUCCGACAUAUUCAAUGGGAGCAUCCCCUGGCACAACGAUGCGGGGUUCCCCGUGUACGCCCACAUCCGUCCGAGGGACAUGAAGUUCAUCCCCAGGGCCAGCACCAACCCCAGUAACCGCAAGGUGCGGGCCCUGGCCUUCAGCGGCAAGAACCAGGAACUGGGAGCGGUGUCCCUGGACGGCUACUUCCACCUGUGGAAAGUCAGGAGCACCCUGUCCAGGCUGCUGUCCAUCAGGCUACCCUACUGCCGAGAGAAUGUGUGCCUUACCUACUGCAACGAGUUGUCCCUGUUUGCGGUGGGCUCCCAGUCCCAUGUCUCCUUCCUGGAUCCUCGCCAGCGCCAGCAGAACAUCCGGCCCCUGUGCUCCCGAUAUGGCGGCACAGGCGUGCGCUCGCUGAGUUUCUACCAGAAUAUCAUCACCGUGGGCACCGGCCAUGGCUCCCUGCUCUUCUAUGACGUCCGCGCCCAGAAGUUCCUGGAGGAGAGGGCCUCGGCCAGCCCGGAUUCCUCUCCAGCGCCGGCAGGGAGGAAGCUCAAGCUCACCUGUGGCAGAGGCUGGCUCAACCGUGAUGACCUCUGGGUGAACUACUUCGAGUUCCCCAAUGCUCUCUACACCCACUGCUACAACUGGCCUGAGAUGAAGCUCUUCGUGGCUGGGGGACCUCUCCCUUCUGGCCUCCAAGGGAACUACGCAGGACUCUGGAGCUAAGGACGGCCGCCUCGUUUUCAAAGUGCACAAAUUUACCUUCUGUUUCUUGUCUUCCUUUUUAAUGCUGCGUUUGUGCUUUUAUCUGUUUUCGUCUUUCAGGUGGAAACGACACAAUUUGCCUAUGGUUCUCUCAGCAGA
Galeopterus variegatus (Sunda flying lemur) is the source of this 1482-nucleotide messenger RNA. Its product is annotated as DDB1- and CUL4-associated factor 12-like protein 2. Gene Ontology annotation, cellular component: Cul4-RING E3 ubiquitin ligase complex. Gene Ontology annotation, molecular function: protein binding. The record is from RefSeq and is a predicted model, not a curated record. The coding region runs from base 1 to 1344 and encodes 447 amino acids. The transcript has 2 exons. NCBI's taxonomy places the organism in Eukaryota, Metazoa, Chordata, Mammalia, Dermoptera, Cynocephalidae.